AAAAAUUCCGCAAAUUGCGGUUACUCCACAUAGAGGAACACAUUUUAUGUUACACGUAAUGUGAUUUCGUCCCACUCUAUUGAAUAUUGUUUCCAACACUCGAUGAUCACUUCUAGUUUCUUAAACGACUCCGCUUGAUCUUUUUUAUAUAGUAUGUAUUGAGUUUCCCAGUCAUCACAGAUAUAAAAAAUAAAGAAGAGAAUUCUUCGAAGCGAAAAGUUGAGAAGAUCGUUCGGACAAUUUUGCCGGCUGCGAUGAGACGAGCUGCGAGAAGCAUAGAAUAGUAAUGAAUCUGUCAAGGGCGACCUGCAUUUUGCGCUCAAAGAAAGCGGGGAAAGCGUAGUAGUUGGGCUGGAAAUGAAUUUCGUGGGAAAGACAAAAAGGCAAAAUUCGGAUGAAUCUCGCGGCAAGAAGAGCGAGAAGAAGGGGAGCGAGGACGGCGAGACCGAAAGGGAGAAUCAGAGCAAAGCGACACGCGAGGCUGAGGUGCGAGGGGCGACCGGGUGCCGGGUGAGAGGAAAGGUCAGGAUGGAGAAGGGGGAACGAAGGCAGAAAAGAAGCAAAAGUAGGAACAACAGGAACAGCAGGAACAGCAGAACGAGCAGGACAUGUGCAGCAGCAGCGACAAGGGGAGUAGGAGGCAAGAGGCAAGUAAUGGGCCAAUUACAGUAGCUGAUGGCAGACCAACCUAUAUGGCUCCUGAGAUAUUAUUACUUCAGGGAGAAUUAGAGAAACUCAUACGGUUUCCGCCGUGAUAAAUAAAAACUUGGCAUCUUCUCAUUCUCUUCUCAUGCAUACUCGCCUUUCCUCCUCGUCUUCCUUCUCCUCCAUGUCCUUUUCAUUUUUUUCUUUUUCUCAUCUUCCUCAUCCUGCUCGUAUAACUUUUCGUUCCUUCCUCUUCCUUCGGACAUCUUCUACGAUCAUUGCGCCGUUUUUCUUAUUGGAUACUCCACUUCUACCAGGCUUACGCGGAAUACGAGAAAGGCAAAAAGAUGAAAACUCACGAGGAGGGGCAAGCGCAAGUGCGCAGCUGCGGAUCCCUUGAUUACUAACACACUCGUCAAUUUGAAGCCGACAGUUUUCUUUCCUAAAACGUCAAGCUAUGUUUCUUGUUCCUCUUCUUCUUUUAUUUCUUCCCCCAGCUUUUCAGUUACGAACGAUUGCGGACCAGACUCUGGUCGAUGAAUAAAUCAUUAAGCCUUUCGGCGCGGACCAUCGGUUACUGCAUUUCGUGUCUUCUACUUUAAAUUGUUUUGACUUACAGACAGACACCCAUGAAUCAUUCUUCCCUCAGU
This is a messenger RNA of Dinoponera quadriceps, 1295 nucleotides long. RefSeq lists its product as uncharacterized. The record is from RefSeq and is a predicted model, not a curated record. The transcript has 3 exons. Bases 358 to 672 code for a protein of 104 amino acids. NCBI's taxonomy places the organism in Eukaryota, Metazoa, Arthropoda, Insecta, Hymenoptera, Formicidae.